Molecule: messenger RNA, 1629 nt
Organism: Cladophialophora carrionii CBS 160.54
Lineage: Eukaryota; Fungi; Ascomycota; Eurotiomycetes; Chaetothyriales; Herpotrichiellaceae
Exons: 2
Coding region: 1-1629 (542 amino acids)
Biological process (GO): carbohydrate metabolic process
Source: RefSeq, a predicted model, not a curated record
AUGCACUAUCAGGUCUAUGAUGUUGAAGCGUUGCUGGAGACCAAGGGAGCGAACCUCAUCACCGUAGACGUGGCUCCAGGAUGGUUGGCUAGCGUCCUCGCCUGGGUUGAUGGUCGGCGUUGCAUGUUUGGCGACGAGCUAGGAUUGCUCGCUCAACUAUAUGUUUCCUUCAAGGACGGCGACGCCGAAAUGUUUGUGGUCGGGACCGAUUGCCAGUGGCAGUGUCAGUGCAGCCGCAUCACCAGCAGUGAGAUUUACAACGGUGAGGUGUAUGACAUGACUUUUGAAAGUGCUCCAGUCACUCGUGGUGAAGCGCAGUCGACAAGCUCGAGGACAAAUCCACAGGCUGUGAAAGUUGUCAGUUUCGACUUCGCAAAGCUGGUGUCGCCUAACGCGCCUACCGUCAGAGAUACGGAGGCCGUUCGCCCCGUCAGCAUCUUUGAGUCUGCUUCUGGCAAGACGAUCAUCGACUUCGGCCAGAACUUGGUCGGGUGGCUUCAGAUUUUUGAGCUCCGGAAACCCGCCGGACAUGUCGUGCAAUUUCGACACGCUGAAGUCAUGGAGAAUGGCGAACUAGGCACUGUCCUCAACGGAAUGAAAAGCUCGGCUGGACUGGAGACAUCCAAGUCUUUGCCCCGUCUGCAAACUUCCUGUACAACGCGACUGGCAUGCUGGGGAACUGGCUCGACGAUCUUGCUUGCCGAGCAGAUGGAACCCUGGCGAGAGCGCGUGCCGCCCUUCGUGGUUCCGGAUGUCAUCACGAAAGCUCAUCCAGAUGACGAUGAUUUUUGGCCACACAUACCCAAUGCUGUAUGGGACGACGCGGCGGUGCUCGUACCAUGGUCUUUAUACCUUGCUUCCGGGGACAAGGAGGUGCUUGAGAAGCAGUACGAAAGCAUGACCAGCUGGAUUGACAGGGGGCUCCCGCGAGGAACCAAUGGAUUGUGGGACGCGAAUAUAUAUCAGCUCGGAGACGGGCUGGAUCCCAUGGCGCCGCCCGCUGAACCUGGUAAUGGAAGGACCGCCGGGGCGUUCGUCGCCGAUACGUACCUUGUUCGUGUCACGGACGUGAUGACCCAGGCGUGUGCAGUUUUGGGUCGAGACGACGAUGCCAACCGGUACCGCAGCGAUUGCCAACGACUGAAGCAGGCAUUCCACGACAAGUACGCCGCCAAGUCAGGGCUUCUCGUCGCCGAUACCCAAACAGCCCUCUCGCUCGCCGUUGUAUUCAACCUCCUCGACAGCCCUGACCAGCUCGCCGUCGUUGGGGACACCCUCGCGCGUGCCGUCCGCCUGCAACAAUUCAGCGUCUCCACAGGCUUCGCUGGCACACCUAUAAUCACGCACGCACUGACAUCCACUGGCCACCCCGAGCUCGCCUACCGCAUGGUGCUGGUGAAAAACUGUCCCUCCUGGAUGUACCCGAUUAGCAUGGGCGUGACCACGAUCUGGGAGCGAUGGGAUAGCAUGCUCCCUGACGGGAGCAUCAAACCUGGCGAAAUGACCAGUUUCAACCACUACGCGCUAGGGUCGGUGAUGAAUUCGCUGCAUGAGUGUGUUGGCGGCAUCAGCCGCUUGAACCCGGAUGGAAGAGAGUCAAAGUCCAGCCUGUGCCGGGUGGGGGCUUGA